Messenger RNA from Enterobius vermicularis (human pinworm), 378 nucleotides. Lineage: Eukaryota; Metazoa; Nematoda; Chromadorea; Rhabditida; Oxyuridae. The record is from the annotation of a GenBank genome assembly.
AUGGUGAUGAAACUAAUUACAAUAAAUCAUGUAUUAAUAACAGUUCGGGAUGUGUGCACUGAUGUGGUGAUGAUUUUCUGCAAAAUUCCACCAGCUUCAAUGCAAAGGAUGAAGAUAGGCGUACACAAUUAUGGGGAGCGGGGAUCUGUGAAUGUGGACAUCGAUGUUGUUAGGCACCCGGCCAAAAGAGCGGCCGACCUCAACAAAAUUGAGGAGCUGUCCGUGAACAUCGUUGCAUUUGAAUUAGAAAACGGACACAUGGAGAUUGUGAGACUUGGCCUAAAACGCGGUCGACCCCAACAAAAUAAAAGGCUGUCAGUGGACAGCGUUGCAUCUGGAAUUCAAGAAUGGAAACGUGAAAGUUGUGAGCCUUUUUGA